Xenopus tropicalis (tropical clawed frog) is the source of this 1145-nucleotide messenger RNA. RefSeq names its product MRT4 homolog, ribosome maturation factor (gene mrto4). Gene Ontology annotation, biological process: ribosomal large subunit assembly. The record is from RefSeq and is marked provisional. Lineage: Eukaryota; Metazoa; Chordata; Amphibia; Anura; Pipidae. Gene Ontology annotation, cellular component: cytoplasm; nucleolus.
GAGGAGAAGCUUCAACCAUGCCCAAGUCUAAGCGGGACAAGAAGGUUUCCUUAACUAAAACAGCCAAGAAAGGGCUGGAGGUGAAGCAGAAUCUCAUAGAAGAGCUGCGGAAAUGUGUCGACACCUACAAGUACAUCUAUGUGCUCUCUGUGGAGAAUAUGAGAAACAACAAACUGAAGGACGUCCGGAACGCAUGGAAGCACAGCAGGUUAUUCUUCGGGAAGAACAAGGUGAUGAUGGUGGCGCUGGGGAAAGGAGUCAGUGAUGAAUACAAGGAUAACUUGCACAAGCUGAGCAAGUGCCUGAAAGGCGAAGUCGGACUCCUGUUUACCAACCGGACAGAGAAAGAAGUGAAAGAGUGGUUUGAUCAGUUCAAGGACAUGGAUUUUGCCAGAGCUGGGAACAAAGCGACGUACGCAGUGGUACUGGAUGCUGGGCCCCUGGAACAGUUCACUCACUCAAUGGAACCGCAGUUAAGACAAUUGGGGCUCCCCACUGCUCUGAAAAAAGGAGUCAUCACGUUACUGUCAGACUACGAAGUAUGUAAAGAGGGGGAUGUAUUAACCCCCGAACAAGCCAGGAUUCUGAAGUUGUUCAGCUUCCAGAUGGCUGAGUUUAAAGUCUCCAUCAAAUCCAUUUGGACCGCGGAGACGGGCGAGUUCCAGAAGUUUGGGGAUGAGACGGAGGAGAAGAGCGAAGAGGAAGAUAUGGAUGAGGAAGAAGAGAAUAACGAUGCCUAGGAACACAAUCUCCGACCCCCCCAGCCCAGGGGUCCGGUUCUGGUUCAGAUUCAGGACACUUAUGCCGCUCCGGGACUGCUGAUACCGACAGCCAAUCCAAUAACAGAAUGUUCCUGUGUUUUAACAGAUGACAUUUUGCCCUAAAAUGCCUUCCAGUGGGCGUCGCCCUGCAGUGACUGGCGGUUUGUGUGGGUUACGGUCGCGGUGCCCUCGGCCCGUUUGACACCGGGUUUAGCGCUCACUCUGUUCCAAACACAAUCAGCUGCAUUUUAGGAAUAAAAUCAUGUGAUUUGGUAACAGAACAAGUUUCAGUUCUUGUGAAUUCCCCUCUUUGCUUCUUGUUAUUUAAAGGGGAUAUAAACCCUGUCGCUUAUUACACACAAUAUCAAUAAAAAAUGGAAACCA